AUGCCUUCAACCGCUCGUCGAUUUGUCUACGAGCAUGCCUUUCUACCUCCAAAACUUCCGCAAUCUGAUCACCGUGAAGAGGGUGCCGAUUUCUUGCUCAAAGAACUCUACGAAGCAACUCGAGAGUUUUGGCGGUCAAUGCCUGUCGGCACAAGCGAUGCCCGCGUUCUGGAGCAGUUGCUGCCGUCGCUUCCCAAAUGGAUUGACGUCUACGCAGCCGGGACGCCUUGUUGCGAAGUCAUCGUUGACAAGCUACAAAACAUGCGGAAUGAAGAUGUCCUCUUCUUCUACAUGAAACCGCAGAAUGCUACCCUCCUCGUUCGAAACCGGUCCACUGGCGCUGUUUUCGAGUGCUUCGAGGUUCUGCCUACCACCGACGCAGUGAUGGCCACUAAAGAUGCUCUUCUCCGAACCUUCCCAGCCCGCGCAGUAUUCCUACCGAAAGAAGCCCUUCAAGACACAAAGUUCAUACAUGAAUUGGGAACCGCGAUUUUCAACCUCUCUGUGGAGCAACUGCGCAUUGCAUUGGAAACAACGACUAAGGGCAAGAACGUCGUCUCCGAGGACCGACAAUCAGCUCAUCCAAUGAUGGUCACUGAAUGGCUUUUCGGAAUCCUCGGCACUCGAGGCAAGGCAACGGCCAGCCCCACGAUCCGCAAACGUACUCAUGAUGAUAUCUGCUGGAAGGACGCAGAUAGGCCCUGGCGGCGCUCUGGGGUUUACUUGUCUGUCCGGGUAGCCCUUCAGAUUGCUUUUCAGAACGCAGGGCUGGCCGACGACGGAUAUUCUCUGUACAAGAAUCUCAUGCUAUAUCUCCUUUCGAGCUUUGCGACAGAGGUGCUGGACGACGACCCAGGCCCUGACGAGCUCCAUGUCCUGCGUAUUAAGCUUGCACGACGAAAUGCCAAACUGGGUACUGAUACUCUGCCCUCCGUGCAAGGUAUUGUCCGGCAGACACAGCAGCGCAUCGACGCGGACAUGCAGUCACAAUGGCGCAAAGUAACUGUACGAGAACAAUUCUGUGUCCCGAGCGUUCCAACAUUGACUGUCACCGAUCAACUCACCCUCAAGCAGAGUACCUCCUACGUCAACGCAGUAUUGGGGCGUUCCAAGACAGGCUACUCCUAUCGCUCUACCCCUUAUGAGCCACCCGCUCAAAACCGUGUACAGUUGCAGAGCGGGAUCUUGCCGAAGGCAGACAUGUUCUACAACUCCGGCGACCCUCUAUGCGGACUUGCAGAUUUCGAGCAAUGGGUAGCAGAUCACUUGGAUGACUGGCUAGAUGCCAAUCGGACUCGUAGAGAAUGCUGCAGCGGACUUUCUAAUCUCAUUCCCGUCUAUCAUGACUUCGCCAGGAAGCAAUACAACGGCAACCCAAUUCGCAUGUCAAUGAUGCUGCUCACCAUGUUUGAUAUAUGGGUGACGCUGGACACAAUUGUCACCAAACUGCAGCCAUUGCUGCUGGAUUAUCCCCCUGAUAUCGACCCCGGGAUCUUUGAGCCAAUCCUGCUCAAUAAGAAGUGCGAAUUGGAAAGACUGGCACGUCUAGAGGAGUACAUCUCGGAUCGUUGGAAGGGAUGCAACAACAGAUAUCCUUCACUCUUCAACGACCCGACCUCGGACUGUUUUGCGGUCAAAUAUUACAGAAAAUCGCGGGAGCUGCUUCGUUUGCGCUCCGAGAUCGAGCGAGAAGCCCAUUCUGCCAGAGAGUUUAAGUCUCGUGAGUGGGACGAGAAGAAGAAAGAAUACCAGCGCCUCAAGGAAGAAGCGGCAAACGCACAGCAUGACAAGUUUACCUUCCUCUACGGACCAAGAGCGGGCAAGAGAAAGCAUGAUCGUUACUGUCGAAAAUGUGCUAAUGCACGAGAAGCCGCAAACAUCAAGAUUGACAAGCACGAGUGGCCGUUGCCCGAUAUCGAGGUGCACUUGAUGGCUGUUCUAUUCGAAUUGGGUGCGCCUGAGGAGAUAGUAUUGUGGCGCGACACCACUUGGUAUCUAGUGCAAGAAGUGGGCAGGACCACUACUGUUCAAGGAGAUAUGCCGAAGCAACAGCUACUUUCCUACCCGGACCUCCGAAAGCAUGCUCAACAUACAACCCGGCGCAUUACUAUCGCGUCAUCUGUCAAGCCUAUGAACAAAGCGCAUUACUUCAAAGCUGGGCUCGUGAUUGAUGAGAUAUUUGUCAAGAACGCAAUGAACUUCAGAAUGAACGAUUCCGCGAAGGCCGCAGUGUGGACAUCCGAGCAGACGGCAACACCUUCGUUAAAACAAUAUUGCAAAUCGAAGCUUCUUGCUGGGGGUGGAGGUCAUGUCCAUCAACAGGUGAACGGCACCACCCAUACGCAGAAUUCAGUCAUUGCUAGUCAUUCAGCCUGUCCAAUCGACAUGGGCGCGCAUGAAUACAUUUUAUUCGGGACACUGCGCUCUGGCGAGAGGCUGCAAUACAUCAAUGUCUUAGCGGCCCUCAUGUCUUCGGAAAUAGACCUGAAUUCGCCGCUCACUGCGUUGCUCUUCCUUCACGCUACCUCUCAAGUUGGAAUGCUUGCUCGGAUGAAAACCGACUAUCUUCGGGAGAGCCAGGUUGAACUCACUAAGCUGUCUUUCUGCCGCGCGCUUGUUAAAGCGCUCGCGACUCGGUUCGCGGCCAUCGAGACAAACUGGAAAGAGGCCACAGCCGCAGGCGUCCUCCUCGAAUUGGCCCUCAAGAUAUGCUCUCUGGUGUCUGCUUGUUCAGACGAGUGUACGGCCUUGCUCCAACGAAUACGCCGUGCCAGCAUCCAAUGGAUUCGCCAACUUGCUGAUCUUCAUGCGAAGAAAAGAGGCGCGUCUGAUGUCCAGGUGUCUCUUGGUGACAUUUCACGCCAAAUGGUCAAGUGCUGUAUCUUGACCCGUCGCACUUAUGACCUCGACCAUUGUCUUCAGUCAACUUUGUGCUUCACUUCUGUUGCAGCUGAGGACUAUAUUGAGGCGUCCAUCUAUUUGCAUGAUCAUCUCAAUCAGCAAUCCAAAGCUGACCACGACGUGAAGUUGCACUCUGACAUUCUGGACGACUCAUACAAGGCUCGACUAUUCCAAAGACCGCUUCUUUCAUGGCUAGCCGCAAAUUCAUCAGCAAUCUCGCGAGGUAUUCAACGAUUCUGGCAGUCCGCCUCCUUUGACCUCAGAUGGAAAACAACACACCAGAGUGACACUUCGUGGCUUGAAAAUAAAUGUCUCUCGAAGAGCGUACAUUUCAAUCUCGCCACUGGCAACCUCCUUGUGUGUGGUCGUCCGUUGUCACGGCUUCCUAAUGAGUAUAGAGUCAAUGUGCUUUAUCGCUCAAUUUUCGGCGAUUUGGAUCUCGAUGUCUUUACUGCAGACGUUGAAGAUAUGGAGUACAUGUCCAGAACCCUGUUCGAAGGCCACCAAGUCUAUCUGGGCAUGCGAGAUGGAGUGCUGCUCAUUCGCUCCCAACUCGAGAGCAAGAAAUUUGAAGCCCUACUAGGAGAUAAGUUUCUUGAAGACCUGCCUACUCUGCUUGUCAAGGACAGCAUACCCUGGAUGGAUCUAGAUGAUGGCACGGUGGCCUUUCGGAGCAGUCAGAACCCGUGGAAGACGUGCAACUCAGACUGGGUUCUUCGUCGUGCUGUCAACUCAGAAACAACGACGACAAUGCGCACUGAUCAAUCCUUCCUGAUAGAUUAUGGCAGCCCUGUUGGGCGCGCCAUUUGCCAGACCUUUGAGCGUUUCGAGAAGAGACAUCAUAUCGUCAUGUCAAAGAAUCAUGAGACUGGCAUCGAAAUUUGGUUGCCACGCUUCCGCUUACACUUCUGUGUGACCCGAGCAGGUGACAUCAAGUGCAAAGAGUUCUCUGCCGUCGUCGAUAGCUUUCAGGCUAUUGGUACAUUGCAUGGCCUACAAUCUCGAUUGGUUUUGCGUGCUGUUGGGAAGGCACCCGGGUCAAUCGUUCGAACUGUACUGAUUCCAAAUGGAGAUCUGGCCCUCACUGCGGCUGCUCCUCAUCUCAAAGUCGACGUCCGCCUUGGCAGUGCCGAUUACUUGUCCUUCUCGCAGUAUCGCAUUGACAAUAGGCUUGGACAAUUGAUCAGCUCAGAUCUAGAGUCGCAUAUCUACAAAGCACUUCUUCACGCUGUUACGAGCUUUCCCGAACCAGAUGCUCUCACUGGUCGCACAGGCACUGAAGAGAGCCUGUUGAACUUGUCAGAUUCGAUCACUAAGACUUCGAUCCCCCUUUCACGGCGUGCUCAGAAGCUGUUGCAAUCGGCAGCUGAACUAUCACCAAGACGAACCUGGUAUCCACAGCAUCUGCAAGUGAUGCACAGUGAUAAGUUCCACAAUGUGCUUUCCAGCUAUGCUCAGCGUGACAUCUUUUUUGGCAGUGUUGGGGCCAUCAUUUCACACAAUCAGAAGGCCAAUUUUCUCUUCGACACUCAAGUCAAGUCUCUCGUCUAUUCCAAUGAUGCUAAAGAUCAACUUCUCUUGGAUAGAUCCCACCGGCAUACUUGCAAGCUAUACCCAACGGAUUCGGUCUCCUGGAGCGGCGACGCCGUACAGGACAAUCAGUACAAGUCGCGAGAUCGUAACAUCAGCUCAAACGGAGAGGCUGCUUCUAUCAUAGCUGGGCUUGUUAACACCUGGCCGUCAACUUUCAGUGUCUCGAGCCUCAAACCAGUGAUACGAGGCUGGAAGGAGGUUGUUGGCUUCCACGAUGAAUUUAAACUCACCUCGUUUGCCAAUCUACUCGCCGACCCUAUGCAGGAGCACUUCUCACGGUUGUUCAAUCUUUGCCGUUCACCCUCGGUCUCCAAGCAAGAACUGGUUUUCAUCCUCUCUCUUACGGCAUUCGGUAACCCACAAAACGCCCCUGUGCUGAGGACCCUUCUGGUGUUGGCUAUUUCUCCUGCUUUGAGAAAUCUUCCUCCAUUUGAACACAAUUCCUACGACUUGAAACAGGGACAUGCAAUUAAUCAUGACGAUAUUGAGACGAUCCUUAGGCAGUGUGAAAAAGAGUUCAUGCCCGUCACCGACUCAGAAGCUCCUGAGAAUGAGCAGGAAGCGGAUAAGAAAUCUCAGGAGGAGGAUUUCAUCCAGGACCUGGCCCAGCAACGCCAACAGAUCCUUGCUGCAGUCGAGUCAUCUUGGCCGAGCACCUCAGUCACACUACCCUCUCGACGGACCCUUAACCGCUACGAGCUCGGUGCUCUGGAACAACUGUUGAAUGUCAAAUUUGCAGCCUGGCACAAGAACUAUGUCUUCUUGUCUCAGCUCGACGCUUUUGAUCAAUGCCUGAUGACGACCAAUCGGUUAUGGCAUGGUCCAAAUCCGAUCAACACGAUUGUUGACUUGACCCACGGCGGAUGUCGUCGUACUCAAUCUACUCAUUUCGCACUGCUCGACAUCAUGCGUUCUGUGGACGUCAGCAUGGACGACUUCAAUGCCAGUGAACCUAGUCAACUGGAUUACGAUCUUACUCGGACGAUAGCCAUAAGAGAAAGCCAACGAAGUGGAGAUACUCGUGAUGUAUGGCGCGCCACGAACGAGCUCGAAUCAAUGGUUGAAACCCUUGAGGAUCAAUCUAGUGAAAUCGUUGGCCCCUAUGCACGAUUCUUGCGCGACAGUAUUACUGCCUUAAGACAAAAGGCCACCGAUGUCAAGAUAAAAUUCGACGUGCCCGAGCCGUUGGCAUUGAUUCGGAAGGCCGGAGAGGUCAAGAAGCGUAUCUCAUACCUCCUUCAUCGUUGCCGUGAGCUGCUUCAACCUCGUGAUGAUGCAGCACAAGGCCUCAUCAAGGCUAGACUCUGGCCUCAGGUCAAUGAGAUGGCCCUGCUACAGCUGUUGUCUGCACAACAUAGGAGCCGAGUACCACGAAAAUGGGUCCAGAUACUCACGCGUUUUGCGCAGGAGAUUACUGCACUUCAACGCAUUGAACGCAUACAGCGAUAUGUUGCCGCCGAUGAUGACUUCGCUCUCCAACAAGAACUAGCGAACCCAGCCCACGACGCAUGGUCAGUUGGAGAACACCCAGACUGGCUGCUGCUUGAAAUCCAGAAUAACUUAUUGAUACGGCCCAUCCAGGUCAGAGUUGCCCGCAAGAUUAUGGAGCGUGACAAUGGCCUUGUUCUGCUAGGGAUGGGUGAGGGAAAGACAUCCGUGAUUCUGCCCAUGGUUGUCACAGCGCUAGCUAACGGUUCACAUCUCGUUCGAGUGGUUGUGCUGAAGCCUCUCGCAAAUGAGAUGCUACGCCAGUUGUCGCGCAGCCUGGCUGGACUUUGCGAACGAACCGUGUAUUAUCUACCUUUCUCCCGAUCGACUGUGUUGACUCCCGAAACCGCACCUCAGCUAUUGGACCUCUACAAGGAAUGCCGUCAACAAGAAGGCGUUCUCCUGAGCCUUCCUGAGCAUCAAAACUCUUUUCGUCUUGUUGGAGCUGAUCGUUUAAGCAGCGACGAUUCCCGACUUGCCACUGAGCUUAUACGCGUGCAACAAUGGCUUGAUCGGAAUUCCCGGGACAUUCUGGACGAAAGUGACGAACUUUUAAAACCGGGAUAUGAGCUGGUGUACACGAAUGGCGAGGCGAACAUACUCUCGGGCGCUCCAGAUCGAUGGAUUAUAGCCUUGGAACUACUUGCACUUCUACAAGAUGUUGUGGCCGAGCUCCACCACGAGCUACCUGAAGGGAUUGAGUAUGAGAUCAGAGGCCAUGGUGCUUUUCCGCACAUUCGCAUAUUGAGUGAUGAUGGUGCUGAGGCACUGACAGUGCGCAUCGUCCAAGAAAUCGUUGAAGGUAAGCUGGCAAGCCUCCCUCUCGGCCAUUGCAACAGCGAAGUACUGCAAGCUGUUAGCUCAUUCCUAGGUGACAUGGAUGUUGAUGAUGCUACGUACGAGAAGGUCAGACAACACUUCCGGAGUUCGGCACAACUCAAUACUCUCUACGUUGUCCGAGGUCUGAUUUCGCACCAAAUAUUGUCACACGCGCUUCGCAAGAGAUGGUUGGUGAACUACGGCCUGGAUCGCUCACGAUGUCUGUCAGCGGUCCCUUAUCGCGCAAAAUCGAUUCCCUCGCCCAGUGCAGAAUUUGCGCAGCCAGAGAUGAUGAUUAUCUUGACAGCUUUGUCGUGGCUAUACACGGGAGUCGAGCGGGAGGACCUCCGCAGAUGCAUUAUCGUACUUUUAAAGUCUUCAGACCCUUCCCACGAGUACGCAACUUGGGUGCGCGAAAGCAGUGUUCCCAGCAAAUACCGCAGCUCCAAUUGCAUCAACCUGGACGACGCCUCAUUCCUGGAUGAAUUGUACGGCCAUCUCAAAAACAGUAGAGCUGUGAUCGAUUUCUUCCUUCGCUUCCUGGUCUACCCUCGCGAAGCCAAGGAGUUUCAGCAUAAGCUCUCGAGUAGCGCCUGGGACCUGUGUGCCAUCGACGGCGGCAAAAUCACCUCCGGCUUUAGUGGUACCUGCGAUAGCAGAGUGCCUUCAACCUGCUUCCAGAAAGACUUGGAAGAUCUGCGACGUUCCACCGCCUCGACAUUGGCCACUCUCCUCCGACAAGACAAUCGCAAUUACGUAUGCGCAGCUUCCGCCUCAGGCCAGCGGCUUUCCACGGAUGAACUUCUGCGCCUUAUCGUCGACCAGCAGCCCAGCCCCUCAGUUAUUAUUGACGUCGGGGCUCAGAUACUGGAAAGCAACCGAGACGUCGCAGCAAAGUGGCUGGGACUGCAGGAAGCCAAGAUGGCAGCGGUAUACUUCAAUGACAAUGACGAGAAGAUGGUGCUCAAUCGUGACGGUACAGCAGAACCAUUCGUCUCUUCGAUAUUCAAGGACGAAGUUGGUGGGUGUCUCAUCUAUCUUGAUGAGUUCCAUACUCGCGGCACAGACUUUCAACUUCCUGACCACUUUCAGGCAGGUGUACUGCUCGGACCUGGUUUGCUCAAGGAUAAUCUAGCGCAAGCAUGCAUGCGAAUGAGAAAGUUGGCGGUGUCCCAGUCAGUGAGAUUCUUUGCUCCACCGGAGGUGGACAACAGCAUUCGAGCAUUCUUGAAGCAACCUGCAGCUCCCGUUGACAGCUCCCAUGUGGUUCGUUGGGCGAUUCACCAAUCGUGCCAGGCGCUGAAGAGCCAAAAGUCAAUUUGGACUCUUCGAGGGCUUUCACACAGUCGGCGGCGAAUCGCCUCUAUGCGGCACUUAUCCGAUGAUGGGCAGGUGAGUGAUCCCAACAGAUACCUUGAAACAAUCCGGGAACGCGAGAGUCGCCCCGUCACAGAGCUGUAUGGCGUCAGAAGCCGCCAGGAACGGAAAAUCGCCUUUGAACCAUCCGCCGACGAGCGAGUUGACACAAUCAUGAGCGACCUCCUGAUGGAGUGGGAGCGAAUUGACGUUACGGAUCUCACAACGUGUGGUAUCUCAGAGGAGCAAGAACGUGAAGUGCUUCAUGAGAUCGAGCAAGAGAGAGAGGUCCAGAGAGCUCGAGAAGGCAAACCAGCUAAACCAAACGCCUGGGAUGGGUUGGAAUAUCUCAUCCGCCAUGGUAAACCUCCUCGUGAGACUGCCGCCGGCUGCUUCCCAGCGUUUGACACACUGAAGAAGACCAGACUCAAGUCUCAGUACGUUCGCACGGACUGGCCAAUUCACGUGGUUGUUACGGAGGAUUUUUUGCGUACCAUUGAAACUACAAAUGAUUCGGGGCAAGAUGACUUCUUACGGCCCGUUCAGUGGGUAUUGAAAGCGGCUGGUGUCAAGCAACCAAUCAUCAUUAGCCCUAACGAGGCUCAGGCCUUUCUGCCACUCAUACGCCGGAGUAAGCGUUCAACCCUGAUACUCUACCAAGCACGCACCGGCAGAUCGAUGGCAGCUUUCGACUCGAUGGGCGUGUACAGAGUACCUGAGCGCGACCACGUCCCUGGUAUAUCUGGCGAGGCGAUCACUACUCUGAACUUGUUUGCUGGCCAGUUAUACUUCACCACGUUCGAGGACUACCGCAAACUAUGUACAUUAAUCGGGCUCUGGGAUGGUGAGCGUCCUCUAACGCUCCGACGUGAGGUUGCGAACGACAACUUUGUGUCAUCGGCUUGUCGGCAAGCGAAUGGUUGGACAGAAUGCACGUUCAAGACGAGUCCGGUGAAAUUGCUCAAGGAAUUCAUCAACAUGCGCCGACUCGGUAUCGAGUGGAAUCAUACGCACAUGGGAAGAGUGCUGUCGGGACGUUUCCUGCGCAGAGAAGACUUUGAAGAUGACUUGAUCAGCGACAUGGACAGCUUGAAUGUGACGGAGAACUAGUGGUGAGGUGAGAAAAGGAUUGUCAUUGAACGGAUGGGGAAAUGAAAUGAUUCAGGAGAUCGCAGCGCGUACUGCCAAGUGGGACCGAAUGCUUCGUUGAUACUGGAUGUGGACUGGACUAUUGACGGGCGAGGAACGAGCAGCUUGGGGUGUUGUGUAAGAUUAUGGCUGAAAAGCAGAUGAAAAGGCGGAAAGUGAUCCAAGAUACUGGGGAAAGGGUGAUCGAACCUUGGUGAUUUCCUUUGCGGAUGUCAUGGAGAUUCGCGAGUCGCAUAGUCGACGAGCACGAAUUGCAGAACAAUGAUGAGACUAGCUUCAACAAUGAGU
Exophiala xenobiotica is the source of this 9594-nucleotide messenger RNA. RefSeq lists its product as uncharacterized. NCBI's taxonomy places the organism in Eukaryota, Fungi, Ascomycota, Eurotiomycetes, Chaetothyriales, Herpotrichiellaceae. The record is from RefSeq and is a predicted model, not a curated record. The transcript is spliced from 2 exons. Bases 1 to 9267 code for a protein of 3088 amino acids.